GCUGAGAAGAAGGCCAGGCCAUGCGAGGCGCAACAGAGUCGUGGUGGCUGGCGUGCUCUAUGAAUGCGUCUGAACCCCCCGCGAGGGUCCGCUACGUGCACCGGGAGUGAAAACGGGUUGGGUUGUCCUUGCCAGGACCAAAGAUGGCGAUGGCGGCGGCGGCGGCGCCUCCUGCCUCCCGUGGGGCGCGAGCGGUAGCGGGGCUGCCUUCAACAAGUAUGGCUGCCGGGACGGGCGAGCGGGAGAGGCCGCCGCGCUUCGCCGUGUGGCUCGGAGACCCGUAUGAGAAAGUAACUUGCCCCUAUGAUGCUAACCAUCAAAUGCCUCAAUCUUCCCUUGAGAAGCAUAUGGUAUCCUGCAGGCUGAGGAAACUAGAAUACUCCAAAGAGGAGGAGAUUGAAAUGUAUGAUUCUACGUUUUUCUACGAGAAAGCAAACAUUCCUAAAGUUCAAAUGGACAAGGAUUUGCAGUUUGACAUUAUUAAACAGGCCACUGCUAAAGAGUGUGGAAGUUAUUCUCCAGGUGCUUUUUCCUCUCUUCCUGUGGAAGUGCCGCAAAACCACAAGCGUUACAUCUGUGACCUGACCCAAGCCGACCGCCUUGCGCUUUAUGACUACGUCCUGGCAGAAACAAAGAACCAGAGGUCAAGAUCUCAGCUGAUGGAAAACGACAGUGAUCUCUUUGUGGAUUUGGCUGCGAAAGUCAACCAAGAUGAUGGUCAGAAAGGUCCAAAGUCCCAUCUUGAAAUUCUCGCAGAGAUGCGGGAUUAUAAAAGACGGCGGCAGUCCUACAGAGCUAAGAACGUCCACAUAACAAAGAAAUCCUACACAGAGGUAAUCAGAGAUGUAAUCGGCGUGCACAUGGAAGAACUUGCCACUCAUUGGCAGGAUGAGAACAAGAACUCAGAAGCUCAUGAUGAAGAAAAAUCUGCUUUUUCAGUAAAGUCUUCAGGAAAAAAGGAGGAGCGGAGGUCUGCGUCAGUUGACUCAAGGCAAUCUUGCGGCAGUUCAAAGGAUGUUGAACAUUCUAGACAUAAGAGAAAUUCUAGCAGAAGCCCAGGCAAACGAAAAAGAAGUCGAGAAAGAGAAAGGGAUUCCCGAAGAAAGAGAGAGAGAGAUGAAGACAAACAUCAUAGUCACAAAAGAAGAAAAUAAAACUUGAACCCUCGUUUAAACUAGGUUGGCAAUGUGAGGAAUGAACACGCAUCCCAGUGGCAUUGUCUAGCAGCUGCACCAGCCCAAUCGGGCAAGCGGUGGUGUGAGAAGUACGCCGUUAUUUAAUAAAGGCCAUGUAAAGGCUCAGUUCCAGUGCAGCUUGGAGCCUUGAAGCAAAGUGGGAGUAUGAUGCACCAAUCUCAUUGCCGUUCCCUUCACUAUCCCAGGUAAAAUAUAGCAGUAAAAUGACACAAGAUAGUGAGUAACACACUGAACUAGUGUCAGAUCUGUGAUAGUGGUGUGCCGUGGCCCAGUGUUUCUCUGUGUUGCCAUCUCAGAAUGAUGGUAUCGUCACAGAUUAACUCGUGAGCUCCUUUCAGGCUGAUGCAACGUUCCAGGUAUGCCUGUCUGUGAGCACCAGAGUGGUCUUGGCCUGUGCUGCCUUCCGACGGCAGCAACUUGGCUGAGGCACAAAGCUGUACCCAGAAAACUGUGAGGCCGCCUCCUAGCAGACUUCUCUGAACUUGCUCUUACUUUUCACAUCCACAAACCUAGGAAAAGGCCGUUGAUGGAUUAUUUAUCACUUGACCUGUACCAUGCAGCUGUUUUUUCAUAGGCCAGCCAAUGGAUAACAGUGGUCCUUGAUCUGAUUUUUACCUUCAGCUACAGCAGCAUACAAGUAUAAUAAAAGUGCAAUUGGAAAGCA
Molecule: messenger RNA, 1860 nt
Organism: Varanus komodoensis (Komodo dragon)
Lineage: Eukaryota; Metazoa; Chordata; Lepidosauria; Squamata; Varanidae
Gene: SNRNP48
Product: small nuclear ribonucleoprotein U11/U12 subunit 48
Exons: 9
Coding region: 144-1154 (336 amino acids)
Cellular component (GO): nucleoplasm; U12-type spliceosomal complex; cytosol
Source: RefSeq, a predicted model, not a curated record